Eriocheir sinensis (Chinese mitten crab) is the source of this 3289-nucleotide messenger RNA. Its product is annotated as protein odr-4 homolog. Lineage: Eukaryota; Metazoa; Arthropoda; Malacostraca; Decapoda; Varunidae. Gene Ontology annotation, biological process: intracellular protein localization. The coding region runs from base 400 to 1812 and encodes 470 amino acids. The record is from RefSeq and is a predicted model, not a curated record. The transcript is spliced from 8 exons. Gene Ontology annotation, cellular component: endomembrane system.
CCGACCUGCCUGACACAACCUGCAGGCCCCCACAGCAGUCAGGAAGAAAAGGGGACCAAAACCUGUACUGGGACUGACAGAACAAGACAGACAGACAGUGAGCCACAUGAAAAGAGUCUUGGUGGAUAGGACUGUGGAAAGCUGGAAAAGGAGACAGAGAAAUAAUUAAAGAAAACAAUUAAAGGACGCAAAGAAAGAUCAAGGUGUAAAGAUAUAAGAAGGCAGUAAAGCAAGGAUAUAGGAAGAAGGAAAGAAGAAGAGCUAUAAGAAGGUGCAAAGAUAUACUGUAAGAAGGAAGAUCAAGGUGUAAAGAUAUAGAAGGUGACAUCAAGCUCCAGAGGUCUGCAGAAGAGGAGGAAGAAGAAUAAAUCCCAUCGUUGAGGCAGUCACACAUCAGCCAUGGGUCGUGUGGUGGUGGCAGAUGACAGCCUGCAGGACAGCCUGACAGCCCUGGCCAAGGCGGGAACCUUCCAGCUGGGCCUGCUCAUAGGACAGAGCACCAGUGACAAGGACAUCAUCGUUCACCUGGCACCCACACCUGUGCCAGAUGAGGGUGAUCUUAGCUCUGAAGAAGAGGAGGCAGUGCCGCUGAAGCAGGAGCCCAACAGACCUAAGUACCCUGACUCAAUUCCCAAGGUGGUGGAGACGACAGUGUCCCAACAUGCCCGCCAGGUUGUGCGUAUGUUGCCGGGUGGCCUUGAUGUUAUUGGCGUGUAUGUGGUGACGCCACAAGCUGAUUUCACCACCUCAGCCAGCCAGACCAAACUGCGCCUCAUCCUCACAGCCACUCACAAAACUACUUCAAGAACCCUCCUGGAAACUGCCGAAGCAAGGACUGGAAAAGUUAUCCUUCAUGCAUGCACACAGUCUUUAAAAACUGUGUGCAAGACACUGGAUGUGUCUCCAUCAUCUACCAGCACACAGGAAAAUGCAGACCUAAAGUUCCAGCGUGGUGGCAGCAAGUGGCACCAGCUCAGCUACUCAUACAACAUAAACCUGAACCUUUGGCUCCCCAAGAACAAGCCAUCACAGUCCCUCUACAAAACCAUCAUAUCCCUCCUGAGACCAUGGGCCAAGAGUGUCACCCAGAGUCUGAUCCUCAUUGAUUCAGAGAUGCCAGACGACGAGGAUUCCCUAGACUCCAGCGUGGAGGACAAACCAACCAAGAAGAAAGGCGGCAACAGAGGCCUGAUGGAGCUGACGCCUCCCAAGGUGUUCAAGGUGGACAUCCUGGACCCCCUCACCCCCACCUUGUCCCCCAGCGGCCUCAAUGACAUAUCUGGGAACAUCAGGUUCUCGGGCACACUGGCCGGCCUCUCCUUUGUCCAUUCCAAGGCGACAGUGGGUGAGGCGCGGGCUGCAGUGAUGGUGGACUUGGUGCGGUCAGUCUUGGCUCGGUGGGAGAUGCACUGCGACUCCCUGGUGGAGGAGCCGCCCUCACCCAUCAGUGGCGCCAUCGUACAUGAGCCCCCCAGAAGGGUGUUCCUUGAAGGUGGUGGGUUGCCUGUGAGUCUGUGUGACUACCUCUUCCCUGGAGACUCCUGUGCUGACGCUUGCCAGUCUGCCAAGGAGUUGCUCGGCCUCAGGAUACGCAAGGAACACGUGGACGACUCACAGGAGACCCUGGCAGAUGCUUCAGAGGUGAUGUACAAUGCAGACAUCAGUGUGACUGGUGGUGAGGAAAUGGAGGUGCAGGGGUCCUCCAGGGAAGGGCCGUGCUCCACCACACACCUACUCCUGGCGCUGGCAGUGGCUGCCGUGGGCAUGGGUGUAUCCUUCGUUGCACUACAGAGUUCAAGUCCGUUAACUUAGGUCACGAUGGAGUAUAGGAUAAACAAUGUCACUGUAGCUGAAUUAUUGUUAUGGCUCCUACAUGGGAACCCUCAGUGUGUGAACCAACUAGUUUUAUAAUAAUUAUUGAGUUUCACAAAGCCUAUUAUUUUUGGGGGAGAGGGGAAUCUAAGAUAUUCCUCAAUGCUUUUUAUUUAGUCUACCUGGUUUAUUGUGCUACUGUCUGAGGGUUGUUGAACGCUGGUCAGUUCAGUCAUCGUGGUGUUUUUUGGUUCUAAUGCUGUAUGUGCUCUCUAUCAUGAGGAUUUAUUUUUUGUGUGCAUGUGACAAAUUCAAGGUGCAGGGAUGCAAAGGUGAAUACUUUCACAAUAUUGCUGUUGAUGAAGUUAUUUUCUCUUAUCAGUUCUCCAGGCUGUUAGGAUGCUUCAGUGAAAGCCUGUAUUAUGUGGUGGUGAUAGAAGUCUUUUUCUGUUUUCAUGCAUUGUUUAUAUAAGUCAUCAAGCACAGUUUGUAUUUAUCUAUGCCUUGAUCAGUAGUAUUAAUGUAUGUAUUUCAUCUUGCUGAAGUUUUCUCUGCAUUUUUAUACAGUUGUUGGAUUUUUCACUCUGGGUUUCUGCUAGCAAAAUUAGAGCAAGCCAUGGAAGAGAUGGUCAGUGUGUCACUGUGGGAUCAGCAGAAGAGUGCCAAACUGGGGAGCUCACAGGCCAAGAAGAUGCUAUACUGUGGGAAGUCUUAAAUUCAGUGCUGAAGAUUUUUCAUGAUUUACAGAAAUGGAGCAGUCCAGGGGUAGAAUUAAUAUAAAGAAAGACUUAAAUGUUGUUGCCAGAAAAAGGCAGCAAUGUUGUCUUAAUCACAGAUGUGGAGGUACAAGACUGUGGUUGUAAAAGGUACCUUUAUUUUUAUUAAUUAAAUGUUAGAAAACAAAGUUUAUGCAAUGGGGAGAGAGAGGACCCCCAUCACACCCUCCAUCACACCUUAAGUCAAAUAAAAUCAAAGAGUUUGUGCCUCCUUUUACCUUGGACACAUUCAUAUUUACACACACGAAAAAAAAAAAAAAAUUGUAGGUGCUAAUUCCACAUGUGCAUAAUAAUCUGGGGCAGUCUAUUUUUGAGUGGCCCUGAGCCAAAUAGGGAAUUUAAAUUUGCAAUUGAGGUGCUUUCAUUAUUACUAAUCAGCUGAGGUCAGAAGGUAUAUUUUUCAUGACUAAAUGUUUUAUGCUUUUAAAAGUUAGUGAUAUGUAUUCCCAGUCCUUCAACAUUUCCUGUGUUUCCUUGUCUUGGGGGGAGGGUGAAGAGCAGCUUGUUUUGGCCUGGCUCGGGGCCACUCACUGGGAAGGUUUUUGUACACACUAUAGCAAAGGUGAGGAUGGAACAUCAAUGUGAUAAUAUAGAUUUACUGUAAAAUAUUUCAAUUUUCACACCAGUGCAUUCAUUUCCUCAAUGUAAUUUUUUUUGUCAUAUACAUUAUAUGGCAAUUUAGAUUAUAGUAUUAGCCUUUU